Messenger RNA from Scaptodrosophila lebanonensis, 3444 nucleotides. RefSeq lists its product as uncharacterized. Gene Ontology annotation, molecular function: protein binding. Lineage: Eukaryota; Metazoa; Arthropoda; Insecta; Diptera; Drosophilidae. The transcript has 6 exons. Bases 86 to 3052 code for a protein of 988 amino acids. The record is from RefSeq and is a predicted model, not a curated record.
CGCGCAACAUGCUACCAGCGAGCCAAAGAAGGCAACCAACAUUGAGCCAGGAGUAACAGCUAGCGAGGAACCACCACCUAGCGCAAUGCUUGCCAAGGCUGUGGGCUAUGGCUAUUGCUUGGCCUACUUGCUGGCGCUAAGCAAUUGGGGCAGCGAGGCUUAUCCGGCCAACAGCUACCGGGAUCUGGACAUAUGCAAUCACUGGAAUGGACGGCGUCAUUUCCUCGAGCUAGGUGAACGUGGGGAGCUUCAUGCCAGGAAUGUUAGCACAACAGCCUUCCGUAGCACGCUCUUCGCACCACCAGCGAACGGACAACGUACAGCGCUGGGUCUCAAUGGCAUUGCACCGGUGGCCGAUGUGUGGUAUCAGUGCAAUCUGGAGCUGGUCACCUGUGCGGAAUGUGUGAUCCGAGUUACAUUCACGCAUGCCAAUUUCUCCAAGGAAUGCGCCAACACUGGGUCAUCUAGCACUGUUGGGAAGCCCCCCUUGUGUCCCUGUGAGCAUAUACAGUUCUCGGAACCACCUUACGAUACGACUAUAUCGGGGCAGGAGUUUUGUGGGGACGGGAAAGUAUUUCGCAGCAAGACCCGUGCUUUGCAGCUCAAGUUCUUUUACCGUGCGACAAAUAGUCACAUCUUUUCGCUGCAAUACUUCUCGGAGCGCAAUGUCAAGAUUGUGAGCGGCUCGCCCAAGCAGUCCAUCAUUAGCAGCAGUAAUUCCAAUUACGUACCGCAGAUCAUAUCGACGCCAUACUUUCCCAUGCCAUAUCCACGUGACUAUGGCAUCGAGCAUAUACUCACCUGUGAGGCGGACAAUUGUCAGGUACGGUUGGACUUUACGGACUUUCAACUGGGUUUGGCCUCAACUCUGGAAAUCUUUGAUUCGAAUGGACAAAUGCUGGACUCCUAUACCGGGGAGCAUUUCCGUCCGCCGAUUACCGUGAGCAGCGGAAAAUCCUUGUUGCUUCAGUUUCGUGGGAAUGCCGCCACUGGUGUGGGCUUUCGAGCGGAGGUUAGCUUUGUAUCAGCAAAGCAGCUAAAGGACGAACGUCUGAUACCAUACACCGAUUGCGGUGGGAUGGUUACGGGACCUGGCGGUGCCAUCACAAUGAUGAACAUGAUUGAGAAUGCCACGGAUGUGCGACUCUUCGAUUGCAUUUGGAUCAUAAAGCCAGGCAACAAUUACAUGAUGAUGAAGACGCACAUUUCGCUACGCAUCGAUGAUUUCUACGGCAUGGCAGCCCGCUCAGACCUGACCAUACGUCAGGGCACCACUUCGGAUUCUCCGGAAAUAGAGAAUGUCAUAUGGCCCAACACUGGCCUGAGCAAGGAGAAUCACAUUGUACCUGUGCUCACGGGUUUUUAUAUACGACUUCGUGGCGUAUUUGGCAUGUCCUCCAAGCUCGCCAUUGUCUACAGCGUCUUCAACUAUCUGAAUUGCUACAUCGGAUCCGAGUUUCUCUGCACCAACAAUCACUGCAUCUCCAUACGGCUGCACUGUGAUGGCUUCGAUCACUGUGGCGACGGGUCUGAUGAGCCGGACUCUUGCGAGGAGGAUUGGGCGCAUCUGCACAACGAUCGUCGUUGGUACUCGCAUAAGCCGAACUAUUACUUUCCCAAAAUGGAACAGUAUCCGGACCUGAAGACAGCCACCGGCAUCUUUAUCAUUAGCACGCUUGGAAUUUUCGGCGUGCUCUCCGGCUGGAUGGUCAUACUGUAUCGCAUGGGUGUGCGUGCACGGCAUCAGCGAGAGUUGCAGAGUCAUCUGCAGACAAUUAGCGAGCUCCUAGAUCGCCAGGAUGAAGAUCGAACGCCAGACGAGCCACCUAGCUACGAGGCACCUCCCGACUACGAAGAGGUCAUCAAGGUUGGCAUGCAGCAGGAGUUACGAGAGCCGCGCCACCAACGUCCCAGACGCCAUCAACAACGAAGGCAGCGAGAUCGGGCGGACAGCAACUGCACGAUGCAGUCCACGGUUCCCCUGCAUCGCAGCUGUAGUCUGGAGCGGCCCAGCACUUCAGCAGCUGCCAUGACACAUGCCAUCGCCUCCACAGACACCACACAGGAUACGACAGCGGCACAGGAGCUUUCGAAGCGAAUGCUCUUGGCCAGCGCGAUUUGUGGCACUGCAGGCACGCCUGGCCCGUCAACAACGGGCGGCGGGGGCAACUGCGCCACGCGCAAAUCCGUGGGGGUUUCAGCGAGCCCGCCAUCGUUUUCCUCUGGGUGUGAACUAUCCACAGCCGGUGGAGCGGCCCCACAGUCAGCGGCUACGCCCAACAGCGCGCUCGACAACUGCACCGAUGCCUAUCGAGACGAUUCACUCAAUAUAUCACUCACUCUAGGGUUACCCUCGUACGUGUCACCCAGCUCGUCGGCAGCACAGCAGAACACGCCCAGCAAUUGCACCGAGCAUACCUAUCUAAAGCGUUCUUGGCUCGUGGUGCACCAGGGCGCACACAAUUGUCGGGUGCAGCGUCUGCGUCACACAUUUUCCUCACCGGAGGCCUUCAAUGCCAACGAGCUCCAUGUUCAUCUGCCUUACUCCGAUUUCCUAAGCUAUGGUACCAAUUUGCCGCACGACCGUAGCUUUGGCCAAUGCAGCAGUGCCAGUAAUGCCAGCAAUUUUGGCUCAGAGCUAUCACGUGAUCCGUCCAGUUACAGUUUCGGCAAGCGAGCGCGCUUGGCCAUCAAACCGAAUGAAGAGGGUAGCGGCAGUGAUACACCGACUAUGGAGUCAUGCGCCCUGGCGACAGAUGCCUCUUGCAGCAGACCACCACCAUCACCGCAAGAACGUGUCCACAACAGCGAGAGCGAUAGCGAAACCGAGCAACAGGUGUCCUGUUUCGGCCAACGCUCCCGAUCACGACCGCGACGUCGUCGUGGUCAUGUGCGCAGUCGCUCCUUUAGCAAUGCAUGUGCCCCCAAUAGUGGUGUCCAGCGUGCUGUGCGUCUGAUACAGCGUAGCUCCUCGGCAGAUCUGCUCGUAAACUAUGCAGCGAUGGCAAUGUCGACUCCAAAUCAUACAGGGAACCGUUUGUUUUUCAUUUAAAAUUGACUGAGAGUUGGAGGUGGUGCUCUGGAACUCUGGAUGUUUUAUGCUUAAUGCUAUUCUUGGUCUGAAUCUGCAUAUACUUAUACAUAUGUAGAUGUAUAUCGGCAUAUUUAUGUAAAAUUAUGAAAAGUUAACGGUUAUCUAAAAGUGUGGUCAGACAGGCAAUCAUUUUAAAAAGUGGUCGUUUAAGGAAGUAUUUUGCUUAUGAUGGAAUUUUAAUACAUUUCUGAAAAUUUGAAAGUCUGGGAUCUCUGUCUGCCCAUGGUUAUGUGAAAAUCCAAUUGUUAUUACUAUUUAACAUCAAUAUGGUUAUACACUUGUUUCUGUAUAUAUACUCGUACUCGUAUAAUCACCAAUUUGUUAUAUGGCGGCAUACACAAUUAAAAUCA